Messenger RNA from Dothidotthia symphoricarpi CBS 119687, 1570 nucleotides. RefSeq lists its product as uncharacterized. The record is from RefSeq and is a predicted model, not a curated record. The transcript is spliced from 2 exons. Gene Ontology annotation, molecular function: structural constituent of ribosome; RNA binding. Bases 186 to 1472 code for a protein of 428 amino acids. Gene Ontology annotation, biological process: translation. Gene Ontology annotation, cellular component: ribosome. Lineage: Eukaryota; Fungi; Ascomycota; Dothideomycetes; Pleosporales; Dothidotthiaceae.
AGCAUGCCAGGGAAAGAAAAGUUUAGUUAGUCACUGUGAAGAGCAAGGCGGCGAUUGGCUAGCGGCUUAGUCAGGUCGAUUUUGCGGUUCGAACUUCACUCUGGCAGCGGGUGCAGCACCACGUCUGGCCGCCCAAUUCGCCCGUACACGCUCAGCCGGCUCUUGCUCGCAGGGUCCCGAGCAUCAUGAGCGUCUGCCGCCCCGCCAGAUGUCUCUUCGCCAAGGCCACGACGAGCUCACUCCCGAAGCCAUGUCCAGUGCGCUCCUUCCACUCGUCGACGCCGCGACCCGCCCGCAAACGGAGACCGCACUACCCCUCGAUCAAGGCCGAUGACCUGGCGCUGCUCAACCAGGCCGCCGAGGCAGAGUACCCCAAGUACGACACGGACGAGACCAGCCUGCUCGCCAAAAAAUACACGCCCUCGCAGAUCGCCGCCAUCAAGGCCGCCGAGUCGGCAAUCGACCCGCGCGAUGUCUACUCGCAGGGCCAGCGCCGCACCGACCCGUGGCGGCUGAACUACGAGGACGACCUCGCCGAGGUCGACCCCGUGACGGACCACCGCGAGCGCCUGGGCCCCGACGACAUUGUGGGCAAGAAGUCGUUCCGGCUCGCAAACGACGUGGAGCGCGACGAGGCCAUGUCGCGCAUCGCCACGGAGAACCUGGCCAAGAUGUACCCCGACGGCGUGCCCGAGGGCCAAUUGGACCCCGCCGAGGAGCAGCGGCUGCAGGACGCCAUGGAGGCGGCCCUCACCCAGGCCGCGCUGGACCCCCGCGCCACAUACACGUCGACGAACCCCGCCGCCCUCGACGCCCUGGCCGACCCGCGCCACUCGGCCGUCAUGCCCGACCUCCCGCGCCUGGAAAACCGCAUGGUGCGCCAGACACGCCGCCUGUCGACGGAAGAGGAGGAGGACCCCCGCCAGAAGCGCCUCCUGCUGUACAUGGGCUGGGACAAGGCCAAGCUGCGCAACAUUCGCACAAAGACGCUCGUCGUCCACGGCGUCACAAACCAGACCCGCAUGGGCAAGAUCAGGAGCUUGUACUACCUGACCAUUGCGGGCAACCAGGACGGCCUGCUCGGCGUGGGGGAAGGCAAGUCAGUCGAGCCCGACGAAGGGCGCAAGCAGAGCAUCAUGUCGGCCAUCAGGAACAUGCGGCCCGUGCCCCGCUACGAGAACAGGACCACCUUCGGCGACCUGGAGAUGAAGGUCGGCGCGACAAAGGUGCAGCUGUAUGCCCGCCCGCCUGGCUUCGGUCUCCGCGUCCAACACCUCAUCUUCGAACUCGCCCGCGCCGCAGGCAUCCAGGACCUCGCUGCCCGCACCCCCCGCUCGCGCAACAAAAUGAACGUCAUCAAGGCGACGUGGGAGGCGCUCACGACGCAGAAGCUGCCCGAUGAGAUUGCGCGCGCGCGCGGGAAGAAGCUGGUUGAUGUAAGGAAGGUGUAUUAUGGUGGGAGUGUGCAUUAGCAUAGCUUGUAUUUGUAUGAUAAAAACUCUUGUAUCAUAUCAUAUCAUAGCAUAUCCUAUCGAGUGCAUUGGCCGAUCCAUAAAGCAUCGGCAUUGUA